Phanerochaete carnosa HHB-10118-sp is the source of this 1515-nucleotide messenger RNA. RefSeq lists its product as uncharacterized. Gene Ontology annotation, biological process: transmembrane transport. Gene Ontology annotation, cellular component: membrane. The coding region runs from base 129 to 1406 and encodes 425 amino acids. The transcript is spliced from 7 exons. NCBI's taxonomy places the organism in Eukaryota, Fungi, Basidiomycota, Agaricomycetes, Polyporales, Phanerochaetaceae. Gene Ontology annotation, molecular function: transmembrane transporter activity. The record is from RefSeq and is a predicted model, not a curated record.
GCGGCCUUGAUGUUGAGAAGUACAGCCCUGGAGAUGAAGAUUUGCGAGACAAUCAGGUUGCUGGUGUUGAUGCUGCCACGGAGGCACGGCUCGUGAGGCGCAUUGAUCUCCGUCUUGUUCCAACUUCUAUGUUCAUCUAUUUGCUGUGCUUCCUGGAUCGUUCGAACAUUGGUAAUGCGAAACUGUUGAACGCCGCCACGGGAAACUCGCUCGUUCAAUCAACUCAUAUAUCCGACCAACAGUAUCUGGUGGCACUCAUGAUAUUCAUUGUUGCCUAUACCUUGUUCGAGACGCCGUCCAAUUACAUGCUGAAGAAAUUUCGUCCAAGCCGAUGGAUUGCCUUCCUCAUGAUGGGUUGGGGACUUAUGACCAUGGUCCUCGGCGCGGCUCACAACUUCGCUGCGCUUGUCGUGAUUCGUUUCCUCCUUGGAGCGUUCGAAGCCGGCCUUUUCCCAGGCAUGAUCUAUUGUCUGACAUUCUGGUACAAGCAGGACGAGCGUGCUCUCCGGGCUGCUCUGAUUCUUGCCUGCGCGACCCUCGGCGGUGCUUUCGGAGGUGCGAUAGCGUACGGCGUCGGCCACAUGAAUGAUAUUCGUGGUUUGGAAGGAUGGCGCUGGCUUUUCAUAAUCGAAGGUGCUCCAUCUUGCGCGUGCGCCAUCCUCGUCUUCUUCCUGUACCCCGACUUCCCAGAGACGGUGAGCUGGCUAUCCGACGAGGAACGUAAUUUGGCCAUUGAACGGAUUAAGGGCGUCUCCUCCCUCGGACAUGCGAAGAUAACAUGGAAGGAAGCCAAAUUAACACUUAUGGACUGGAGACUCUAUCUGCACUAUCUCGUCUACAUCUCGAUCUCAGUACCAUUCUCGAGCAUUUCCCUGUUCUCGCCUACCAUCGUAUCCGGCCUGGGCUACGAAGGCCUGAACGCCCAGCUGUUCACUGUACCGCCAUACGCUAUCGCAUUUGUCUUGACUGUGCUCGUCUCGUGGCAAUCAGACAAACACAACAUGCGAUCAUGGGGUGCUUUCUUUUCUUUGGCUAUUGCAGGCAUCAGCUUCCUUGUGCAAGGUGCUCUGCCAUCGCACGCCUUCAAGGCACGAUAUGGCUUACUUUGUGUCGCGGUGGCCUUCUCUUUCUCUGGCAUCCCACCGCUCCUCAGCUGGCUCACUGCUAACUUGCGAAGCACUGGAGCAUCGACUCUUGCUGUGCCACUCAAUGUCUCAAUUGGCCAGAUAGGUCAGAUUGUCGGUGUUUAUAUUUUCAAGAGUUCAGAGGCGCCUGGGUACCCGACCGGGCACUUCACAAAUGCCGCAUUCCUCAUUGAAGGUGCGCUGGUGGUGCUACUGCUGCGCUGGAUAUAUACCGGGUGGAAUAGGAGGCUACUUCCCGGUGAACAGAAAUGGAAAUUGUAGUUAUGCUCCAGACGACUUCACGAUUACGAUAGAUACGAUUGCACCUCAUGCAAAGCAGGGCUAUCAGCCUUCUGCACCAGCGACUGCACCUCCCACGGCUUGACAGAUG